Messenger RNA from Closterium sp. NIES-67, 1035 nucleotides. The record is from the annotation of a GenBank genome assembly. Lineage: Eukaryota; Viridiplantae; Streptophyta; Zygnematophyceae; Desmidiales; Closteriaceae.
AGUAUUUGACGGGAGUGUCCGUCAUCACCGAGCUCAAUCCCCCUCGACUUGCGCUCCCACCCCCACACUAAGUUCCAUGCCUGUUAGUCUCCCAUCACCACCCUUCCCCAUUGCCUCCCCCCGCCAGCACCGCCAGCCACUUCUCUCGUGCAAGCGACCGAUCUGAGCGUGCGCUACCAGGCGUCGCGAUGACGGAGUACGUGGUGCGCGGCGGCAAGGGCCUCAAGUCCAUCAAGGACCUCAAGGGCCUGCAGGAUGGCCCGCCGCCCGGCGGCUUCCCGGCCGUGCGGUACGGCCGUCGGAUCAUGAACACAGGGCCGUCCGGGGCGGUGCUGGUGCUCGCAUCGACGGCUGUGAUUGCGUUUGGAUUUUACCAGAUCGGCCAAGGGAACAUCAAACGGCGGGCGCUGAAGAAGGAGAAGGUUGAUGCGCGAGUGGCCAUACUGCCGCUCAUUCAAGCAGAGGAGGAUGCGCGCUUUGCGGCGGCGCGGCGGCGGGAGCUGGAGGAGGAGGCGCGCAUCAUGCGCAACGUGGACGGGUGGGUGGUGGGGCACAACGUGUACAACUCCGGCCGUUGGAUGCGCCCUGCGAAUGGCAAGCUCGCUGCGGAGUACUGAUGGGUGCAUUUUGGGCUUAGGAGGAAGGGACUAGAGAAUGAUGAGCACGUGGCAAUGUUAUGCAUGGAAGAGAGGAUUUUUGCGAAUGUAUUGCCUCUGUUCUAGAUUGGUGUGUUAUUGGCAUCAGCUCAGCAUUGCUGGUUAGGGCGUAUUCCUACUAUACAUCUUUCUGGAAUUGCCUAUUCCGAAGAGAGUGACUAUGUCGAGAGAAAAGUUGACUACAGGGAUUAGAGUACAGGUUUAUGUUGUACUCAAAGAACUGAUCCUAGCUAGGCUACAGUAUAUAUAUAUCGUAAUCCCCCGUGUACAAGACCCGCCGAAAUAGUCAGCCCAUGGGUGGCAUAUGAGGGGGAUAGCUUACGAUAUGGCGCAUUUUUUAGAGUACCUGUUUUUUUGGGUUUGCAUUUUACAUAACACC